AUGACAACUAUUUCUUUAGUCAACUUCAACACUGUCUGCGCGACCCUCGGAGGGUUCAUAUCCCUAUUCGGACUUUUGUCUUUCUUAUGCAAGGAGAAAUUUUACUUGUCUAAAGCAUUGAUUUCCCUCCUUGCUGGAGUUGUCUUCUCUCCCAAUGUAGCCAACUUUAUUCGGCCCACAGAGUAUGCAUUGGGAUCGAGUCAGAACGUUAAAAUCAUUACCUUGUACUUUACACGGCUAGUCUUGGGAGUACAAUUGUUCUUGGCCGGCGUCCAACUGCCCAAACGUUAUUUACAGGUCGAAUGGAAGAGCUUGGCACUGUUGCUGGGUCGUGGAAUGACAGUCAUGUGGAAUUUCGUGGCCGCCUGUAUCACUCGCACUGACACAGUACUGUCGAACUCUAUCUUUAAGGGGAAGUUUGCUGAGCGACAUGUCCCACGCGAUUUGCAAAGUAUGAUCAUUGCGGAACCUGGCGCUAAUGAUGGGCUGGGAUAUCCAUUCCUAUUUCUUGCAAUCUAUCUCUUAAAAUAUACAGGCAUGGGAGGGGCAGGAACAAGUGGUGGAGUAGGGAAGGCUGUCGGAAUGUGGUUUUAUGAGACAUGGUGCUACGAUAUUCUUCUGAGCAUACUUUUCGGUGUGGUUGUAGGCUGGCUGUCUCGGACGCUGUUACAUUGGGCAGAAGAAAAUGGUUACGUGGAUCGUGAGAGUUUCUUCGUGUUUGCUAUAUCUCUGGGUCUGUUCACUCUAGGAACCUGUGGUCUGAUUGGGACUGAUGACCUUCUUGCGUGUUUCGUGGCUGGGAAUGUGUUUACUCAGGAUGACUGGUUUCGCCUAGAAACAAUGGACGACUCGCUUCAGCCGACUAUUGAUAUGCCCCUCAACCUUUCAAUAUUCUUGUGGUUUGGCGCUGUAUGCCCCUGGUCUUCCUUCACCGAUGACAGCGUUAUUCCACUCUACCGCCUGUUGUUUCUCAGCAUCCUCAUUCUGCUCGUACGGCGAAUGCCUGCUAUUCUCGCAAUGCAUAGAAGUAUCCAUCAAAUUGAAAAUCUGAAUCAAGCAGCGUUCGUGGGCUUUUUCGGUCCUACUGGUGUCGGCGCUAUCUUUUAUCUUUCCGUCUGCCAAGAGUCCCUGAGUAAAUUCACGGUGGACGGUGAGGUCCGCGCUGAUGCUCAACGUCUUUCAGAAGCAGUUGACGUAAUUGUUUGGUUUUUAGUCGUUUGCAGUAUAGUUGUACAUGGACUUUCGAUACCCCUGGGAAAGGCGGGGUGCCAUCUUCCGAGAACCAUAUCAAAUGCUUUCAGCAACAGCUCGACUCAAGAACCGGCGGUCACUCCGGCUGACUUGCUCCAGCAACCUCGUAGCACUGCAACCCCACUGUCGCACUCGGAACAGUUUAACGCUUGA
Messenger RNA from Aspergillus welwitschiae, 1404 nucleotides. Its product is annotated as Na/H antiporter. Gene Ontology annotation, molecular function: sodium:proton antiporter activity. The record is from RefSeq and is a predicted model, not a curated record. The coding region runs from base 1 to 1404 and encodes 467 amino acids. Gene Ontology annotation, biological process: regulation of membrane potential; sodium ion export across plasma membrane; proton export across plasma membrane. Gene Ontology annotation, cellular component: plasma membrane. Lineage: Eukaryota; Fungi; Ascomycota; Eurotiomycetes; Eurotiales; Aspergillaceae. The transcript is spliced from 6 exons.